This is a messenger RNA of Amphiprion ocellaris (clown anemonefish), 1083 nucleotides long. It is a transcript of the gene lft1, whose product is annotated as lefty1. Gene Ontology annotation, cellular component: extracellular region. The record is from RefSeq and is a predicted model, not a curated record. The transcript is spliced from 4 exons. Bases 1 to 1077 code for a protein of 358 amino acids. Gene Ontology annotation, molecular function: cytokine activity; transforming growth factor beta receptor binding; growth factor activity. Gene Ontology annotation, biological process: SMAD protein signal transduction; BMP signaling pathway. NCBI's taxonomy places the organism in Eukaryota, Metazoa, Chordata, Actinopteri, Pomacentridae.
AUGGAUUUCCUCCGCGCUUAUCUCCUGGGCACCGUUCUCUUCGGAGUGGCCAAAGCUUUUACGCAUGAGGAUAUGAAGGACGCACUGCUGCAGAAACUGGGGUUGGAGGAAGUUCCAAAGAUCCAUAAGAGGGAUUUGGAGAAUCUGGUUAUUCCGGCGCAUAUCAAGAAUAAGUACUUGUCCAUGCUGAAGAUGCACCACAGCAGAAGGCGCAGAUCCUUACCCAGUUUGGCGGGCAUCCUGAGAGGAAUCCCUGGCAAUGCAGAUAUUUCUGGAGAGUAUGUGUACUCUGAUGCCACCCGGCAUCGCAUGGUGUUCGACAUGGAGGCGAGGAUCCCGGAUAACAGCGAGGUGACCAUGGCGGAGCUGAAGCUCUACCAGCGCGCUUCCUACACCAAACGCUUCACCAUGGAGAGGAGGCACCACCGGCCCGUGAACAACGCCAGGGUGAGCAUCUACUGGGUGGAGGUGCUGCCCAACGGAUCCAACCGGACGUCGCUGAUAGACUCCCGGUUGAUCCCCAUUCACGAAACGGGCUGGAAGAGCUUUGAUGUCACCCAGGCGGUGCACUAUUGGUCCAAGACGCAGCAGAAGACACCUAUGCACCUGGAGGUGUGGAUCGAGGGCGAGAGACCCGGCAGCUACGCGGCAGAGAUGGCCAAGAGUGUCCGCUUUACCACCCAGGAGCAGACGGACAACACCUUGGGGAAGCCCGAGCUCAUCCUCUACACACUCAACCUCGAAGAGUACGGCUCUCGUGGAGACUGCGACGUCCACCAGAACAAAGACACCUGCUGCAGAGAACAGUACUUCAUCAACUUUCGCUCGCUCACCUGGACUCAGUACUGGAUCAUUGAGCCAGCAGGUUACCAGGCCUUCAGGUGCACCGGAGGUUGCAAGCAGCCGAAACGCAACUACGGCUACGGAGAGCGGCGCUGCACGGUGUCCGAAAGUGCACCGCUGCCCAUCAUGUACCUGGUGAAGAAGGGAGACUACACCGAGAUCGAGGUGGCUGAGUUCCCCAACAUGAUAGUGGAGAGGUGUGCGUGCACAUUGGACAACGUCUCCAUAGUAUGAAGUCAA